Messenger RNA from Aspergillus alliaceus, 1123 nucleotides. Its product is annotated as nicotinate-nicotinamide nucleotide adenylyltransferase. Gene Ontology annotation, cellular component: nucleus; cytoplasm. NCBI's taxonomy places the organism in Eukaryota, Fungi, Ascomycota, Eurotiomycetes, Eurotiales, Aspergillaceae. Gene Ontology annotation, molecular function: ATP hydrolysis activity; nicotinamide-nucleotide adenylyltransferase activity. The transcript has 2 exons. Bases 130 to 984 code for a protein of 284 amino acids. The record is from RefSeq and is a predicted model, not a curated record.
CGUAUGAUGCAAUUCUGCAGCCACCCGCCGGAGAGAAUCCACCGGGCGCCAGACUUCUCUCAACCUUCCAUUCCAUGGAUUCCAACUUACUCCACUUGAACAUCCCUCUUGGCCCGUCACAGAAAAAGCAUGUCGACCCCCGCAGUCCAGGCUCUCCGAGCUCAAUAUAGUUCAACCUUGAAACGUUUUAUCGCGUCGAGCAAGAACUUUGAAAUCCUCAGCUCGAUCCAGUCUCAAUCCCCACCAGUUCGCGCCCCAGACGUCCUAUAUGUAUUGGACUCAUCCUUCAAUCCUCCCACCCUUGCCCAUCGCAGGAUAGCAAGUACCGCCCUUCUGAAGAAUUCUAGCAAAACCCCGCGGCUUCUGCUGUUGCUCGCAACCCAGAAUGCGGAUAAACCUUCCAAACCAGCGUCGUUCGAGGAUCGUCUUGUGAUGAUGGAUCUGUUCGCUAGAGACCUCCUGGUAUAUCUCAAGAAUCACUUCUCGUCGCCAGAGGAUGAGAGUCUUCCGGCGAUCGAUAUCGGUCUCACUAAGAAACCGUUCUUUUUCGAUAAAGCGGCGGAAAUAGAAGCUGCGGGGAUUUAUCCGGGGUCACUUGAGCAGGUUCAUCUCACGGGCUAUGAUACACUGGUCCGGAUUUUCAACCCUAAGUAUUAUCCGCCGGAACAUACCCUCCAGCCACUGGGUCCUUUUCUCACGCGCCAUCGCUUAAGAGUCACCAUGCGACCGGGUAGCGAAUGGGGUGAUGCAGAGGAGCAGAGGCAGUUCCUACUCAACAUGGCCCAGGGGGGUAUGGAGAAUGUCGGUGGCAAGCGUGAAUGGGCUCAGCGCAUCCAGCUGGUAGAAGGAAGACGACCUGAUGAAAGGCCAGUGAGCUCUACAUUGGCCCGAGAGGCAAUUCAGUCGAACCCCCAAGAUCUGGUCGGCCUCGUACCUGACAAUGUCCGAGAGUUUGUUCUGACCCAACAACCAUACUCGGAGUAAACAUUCUCACGGCAUUAAUGAAAGCUUUGUUACGUGGUAGAGUAAAUGAUCAAGAUGCGCCGAUGUGCGCUAUACGUCGACGACCUAUAUAAUACAUGACGCUCUGAUUUAGGAGCAUAUAUAUCCGUCCAGGAGGGCU